GGACUAACCUUACCCAUGUUAUUCCCCGAGGCGGCAAAAGAAACCUAUUCUCACCUCCGUGCACAUAAUGCUUCCAAUCAGACUAUUCUGACGAGAAUUUUGCAUUCCCUGCCUUCAUCGACGUGCCCAUACCGUAGAAGAAACCGGAGAGGAUACCGGAGAAGAGAAGUAACGUCACUACUAUGGACACGGAACGACAGGAGCCGUUUGCCUUGCAUGUGGCGGCCCGGGAUGGCAAAGUUUCUCUUUUUGAGAGUCUACUCAAGGCUGAGUCGAAGCUCGCAUCCCGCAAAGACGAAGAUGGGCGAUUGGCUGUCCACUGGGCAGUCUCAUCCAAUAACCCCGAAAUGGUGCAAAUGCUGUCCCAGCAACGCGACUUUGAUCCGGACGUCCAGGAUGAUAUGGGUUGGACACCCCUUAUGAUUGCCGUUAGUCUGAGAGACGGAGAUGCAAUAGCUGAAUUGUUGCUGCGGGCGGGAGCCGAUUGCAAUGUGAAGAAUUUUAAUGGACAGAAUGCCUUGCAUUUUGUUGCAUCGAGGAAUAACCUCGACAUGGCCAAGACACUACUCGGCCAAGAUCCUCCCGCAUCCGCCAGGGUCCGUGAUAAGCGGGGACAGUAUGCAAUACACCGUGCAGCAGCCAUCGGGUCUGUGCCCAUGGUCAGCCUGCUUCUCAAACAUAGGAGCCCUUUGAAUGCGACUGAUGACUCCGGAUACACCCCGUUACACCAUGCCGUGGCUGAAGGGCACGGUAAGAGCCUCCUCAAUUCUUCACUGGGAUCACGUUUGAUUUAUGCUCGCGGGUGUAGGCGAUACUGCGGUGGCUUUAAUCAAGGCCGGCGCGGAAGUUGACCGGCGAAGCACGGAAGGGUCUCUCCCCUUAGAUUUAGCACCCGACAAAGAGGUGUGUACAUAUAACCCCCCCUUUGCGCCUUCACCGGCGUUAUUUCUCAUACGGGAGAUAAUAGGUUCGUCGUUACAUUGAACGGUCUAUUG
This is a messenger RNA of Sodiomyces alkalinus F11, 995 nucleotides long. Its product is annotated as putative proteasome regulatory protein. Gene Ontology annotation, cellular component: nucleus; cytoplasm. Gene Ontology annotation, molecular function: protein binding. Bases 183 to 851 code for a protein of 222 amino acids. The record is from RefSeq and is a predicted model, not a curated record. The transcript has 6 exons. Lineage: Eukaryota; Fungi; Ascomycota; Sordariomycetes; Glomerellales; Plectosphaerellaceae.